Molecule: messenger RNA, 1428 nt
Organism: Vidua macroura (Pin-tailed whydah)
Lineage: Eukaryota; Metazoa; Chordata; Aves; Passeriformes; Viduidae
Product: olfactory receptor 14J1-like
Exons: 2
Coding region: 6-770 (254 amino acids)
Biological process (GO): G protein-coupled receptor signaling pathway
Cellular component (GO): membrane
Molecular function (GO): G protein-coupled receptor activity; olfactory receptor activity
Source: RefSeq, a predicted model, not a curated record
CGCCCAUGUUCUUCUUCCUGCUCAACCUGGCCCUCAGCGACCUGGGCUCCAUCUGCACCACUGUCCCCAAAGCCAUGCACAAUUCCCUCUGGGACACCAGCACCAUCUCCUACACAGGAUGUGCUGUUCAGCUCUUUUACAUUAUGUUCUUCAUCUCAGCAGAGCUUUCCCUCCUGACCAUCAUGUGCUAUGACCGCUACGUGUCCAUCUGCAAACCCCUGCACUACGGGACCCUCCUGGGCAGCAGAGCUUGUGCCCACAUGGCAGCAGCUGCCUGGGCCAGUGCCUUUCUCAAUGCUCUCAUGCACACGGCCAAUACAUUUUCCCUGCCCCUGUGCCAUGGCAAUGCCCUGGGCCAGUUCUUCUGUGAAAUCCCACAGAUGCUCAAGAUCUCCUGCUCCAAAUCCUAUCUCAGGGAAUUUGGGCUUCUUGCUGUAAGUGUCUGUUUAGGAUUGGGAUGUUUUGUGUUCAUUGUUUUCUCCUAUGUGCAGAUCUUCAGGGCCGUGCUGAGGAUCCCCUCUGAGCAGGGACGGCACAAAGCCUUUUCCACCUGCCUCCCUCACCUGGCCGUGGUCUCUCUGUUCCUCAGCACUGGUUUAUUUGCCUACCUGAAGCCCCCCUCGAUGUCCUCCCCAUCCCUGGAUUUGGCAGUGUCAGUUCUGUACUCGGUGGUGCCUCCAGCCCUGAACCCCCUCAUCUACAGCCUGAGGAACCAGGAGCUCAAGGCUGCAUUGAGGAGACUGAUGACUGGAUGCUUUCAGAAACAUUAAACUGCUGACCAUUUUCCGCAAAUCACUUGUAAUAAAACUCAGCUUUGAUACUUCUUGUUGGUUUCAUUUUGGAAGUUCUUUUUCCUUUGUUUUAGGUUUUUCAGAUUGUCCACAAAGAAAUGUCAUUGUUUGUGCCAUUUCUCAUUUUGUUUGCCUCCACCUUCCCUGUGGCCACAGACUGUGUCAAUGAGGGGCUGCGCUCUCGGUAGCUUUAAAGGAACUCAAGGAUCUCCCAGCAAAGUUUUCUGCAGAGAUGCCCUUUUGUUGCCUUCUCUGGAGCUGCAGCAGCAAUGUCUGUGUGCAGAGCUGGGGGCAGAUCAGUGCUGGCACAGCAGCUCUGGACCUGCUGGCCACACCAUUCCUGAUCCAGGCCAGGAGCCAUUGGCCUUCUUGGCCACCUGGGCACACGGCUGGCUCAUGUCCAGCCUGCUGUCCAUCAGUCCCUGCAGGUCCCUUUCUGCCUGGCUGCUCUCCAGCCCCUCUGUCCCCAGCCUGGAGCGCUGCAGGGGUUGUUGUGGCCAAAGUGCAGGACCCGGCACUUGGACUUGUUAAACCUCACCUUGUUGGAUUUGGGCCCUGGAUCCAGCCUGUCCAGAGCCCUCCUACCCUCCAGCAGAUCAACACUCACACCCAACUUGGCAUCAUCUGCAAAUUUGCU